Molecule: messenger RNA, 2991 nt
Organism: Danaus chrysippus (African queen)
Lineage: Eukaryota; Metazoa; Arthropoda; Insecta; Lepidoptera; Nymphalidae
Source: the annotation of a GenBank genome assembly
AUGAAUACAAUGGCCAUCUAUAAACUGCCAUUACAUAUUUGCAACUCCAUAAAGCAGUACUGGUUAAAUAUAGGUAUUGUAAAAAAGCUAGAAAAAUCAAGUAAGACGAAUGCAGUGAAGCGAAAAUGCAAACUCGAAACUCAGGAGAGAUUUUCUUUAGUGAUACUAUUUGUGUUACUGUUAAGUGUGAAUUCUAGUGGCAACAGUUUUAGUGGUGGUAGAAAUUCUAUGCUAAGAACUAGAAUUAUAGGUACGAGAUACGGAAAAUUACAAGGUGUUAUACUACCAAUGGAUCAACAUAAGUACUUAAAACCUGUGGAAGCGUAUUUAGGCGUUCCAUACGCUACACCACCUACAGGAUCUAAUAGGUUCGCUCCAACACGAGCCCCAGCUCCAUGGGAUGAAGUAAGGACAGUUGACCAAAUGGGACCAGUUUGUCCUCAACGUCUGCCUGAUAUCACAAAUGAGACCGUCACUUUGGAGAGGAUGCCAAAAGGCAGGCUCGAGUAUUUGAGGAGAUUGCUGCCGAGACUAAAAAAUCAAAGUGAAGAUUGUCUUUAUAUGAAUAUUUACACUCCAGUUCAAGUUGGUCCAACACUUCAAGCCAAAUACCCUGUGGUGAUAUUCAUUCACGGGGAGUCGUUUGAGUGGAACUCCGGGAAUGUCUACGAUGGCGCCGUUCUCGCCAGCUAUGCGGGGCUUGUGGUCAUCACUAUUAAUUACCGACUAGGCAUAUUGGGAUUCCUUAAUGCAAACCCAAUACCACAUUUGAAAGCGAGAGUAGCAAAUUACGGACUGAUGGAUCAAAUAGCGGCUUUACAUUGGGUUCAACAGAAUAUAGCCCUAUUUGGAGGUGAUCCUGGAAAUGUAACUAUGUUGGGACACGGCUCAGGUGCUGCAUGUAUAAAUUUUCUUAUGAUAUCACCAACUGUUAUGCCGGGACUUUUCCAUCGAGCAAUCUUACUAUCUGGGUCAGCUUUGAGUUCUUGGGCACUUGUAGAAGAUCCUGUUAGUUAUUCCGUCCAACUCGCUAAGCAGUCUAAUUGUACUCUUCCCGAAGAUAUCGUCAAGGACCACGAAUUGAUCGUAGACUGCCUUAGAGAAGUACCAUUACAAGAAUUAAUGUCUGCUGAAAUAAGCACCCCCAGUUAUCUCACAGCAUUCGGACCUUCAGUUGACGGAGUUGUUGUGAAAACUGAUUACGCGAAAGAAUUACUAACUUUCUUCAUUCCAAAUGAUCUGCAAGGGUUCACUAGUGUGUCCGGUGUCAACAAUGUGAAAAUGGACAAAAGAAGUGGAGAUAGGAUUUUCGGGAUAAGAGGCGGGCAAAAUAAAUAUGAUCUGUUAUUCGGAGUAGUAACGAGCGAAGCUCUCUGGAAAUUUUCGGCUCAAGACAUACAAAAUGGAUUUGAAGGAGAGAGACGAGACAGAAUAAUAAGAACUUACGUAAGAAAUGCCUACACAUAUCAUCUAAGUGAAAUAUUCUUUACUAUUGUCAAUGAGUAUACUGAUUGGGAGAGAACGGUUCAGCAUCCAAUCAAUACUCGGGAUGCGGCAGUGCUAGCGCUAUCAGAUGCCCAAUAUGUUGCUCCAUUAGUUCAAACGGGAGAUUUUCUGAGUGUUAGCAAAAGUUCUAUCGGGUCUGGACCAAAUACCUUCUUUUAUGUAUUCGAUUAUCAAACGAAGGACGGUGAUUACCCGCAGCGUAUGGGUUCUGUACAUGGCGAGGAGCUGCCAUAUUUAUUUGGAGCGCCAUUAGUAGAAGGACUUGGACACUUUCCCAAAAACUACACAAAAUCGGAAGUGGCACUAUCUGAAGCUUUCAUUCUCUACGUAGCUAACUUCGUCAAGACUGGGAAUCCCAAUGAAGCCCAAAGGCAGGAGGCUGUCUUACCGAUAUCAAGAGAGAGAAACAAAUUUAAAAGCAUUUUCUGGGAUGAGUAUGAUACGUUGCACCAAAAAUAUUUAGAAAUUGGAAUGAAGCCUCGUAUGAAAAAUCACUAUCGUGCACACCAACUAUCUGUUUGGCUUCGUCUCAUUCCUGAGAUACAUCGCGCUGGAAUGAAAGACGUUGUCGCUAAACACAACCUCUUCCGUAACCACAAUGAUCCUGAACUAUACGACGGAUUGGUUCGACCCGAUCCACUAACUCGCUAUAACUAUUAUGACCCCACUCUUGAACUCUACAGACGUCCAAAUCUUACAUUAUUAGAUAUACCAUCCACAAUAGAAACUUACGUUACCACAUGCGUCAGUGUCAUGUCGCCCCGACCCGACUCGCUUGUCACUCAAAGUCAGACCAAUAUAUCGCAUCCGCAAGACGUAUCCAAUUUAGAGGUUGCUGGUUACACUGCGUAUUCCACAGCUUUGAGUGUCACUAUCGCGAUUGGCUGCUCCCUGUUAAUUCUAAACGUUUUGAUAUUUGCUGGCGUUUAUUAUCAGCGUGAUAAAACAAGAUUGCAAGUGAAGGCGUUGCAGCAGCAAAAGAGAAAUCAGAAUUCGACAUUUGACAGUGUAUCAUCGAAACACCCUCACUAUUUCGUUGGGCAUUCACAAAGUUCCAGCACAAUAGUGGACAUCGAUCAUCAAGACAAGAAUGCUAUUAUCUCUAUGACAAACCGUGUUCACCAUUUUACAAAUCAAAACUGUCCGAACGUUUGUCACACUGGGAUACAAAUGUCCAAUUUGGCUCAGAAACCCAGUCCGACUAAUAGGGGACAAUGCACGACAUUGCCAAGAAAAGUGGGCUUUAGUUAUCAGAAUCAAAUUUGUAACCCAUCCAAUUGUAUGACUUUACCAAAAAAUGCAACGUUCAUGAGCAGUAGCAACUUGCCAGACGUACAAGCACAGACAGGGCAAUCUCAAACAUCAGGAAAUGGCUCGGUCCCUUCCUCUUCUCCACCUUCUCAACAUUUCUCUCAAAAAUCCCGAGUGCCGCAAGCUGCUAUGUCCGAAAUGAACAUAUAUAGUGAUUUAAGUGACGUCAUUUGA